Sceloporus undulatus (fence lizard) is the source of this 4448-nucleotide messenger RNA. It is a transcript of the gene EVI5, whose product is annotated as ecotropic viral integration site 5. The record is from RefSeq and is a predicted model, not a curated record. Lineage: Eukaryota; Metazoa; Chordata; Lepidosauria; Squamata; Phrynosomatidae. The transcript has 20 exons. Bases 996 to 3464 code for a protein of 822 amino acids.
UGGAGAAAUAACCCGCUUUGGCACCGCUUUAACUGCCCCGAGGCCAGGUGGCCUCCUCAAACCCCAAGGAAGGUGGAGGACUUUCUUUCUUUCUCUCUGGUGCCUUGACCUCCCUGGCCUCCUUUGCCCAGGGAUGGCCACUGCUCCAGAGGAAGAAGAGAGGGACCAGGACCUUGCCAACAACAUGGAGCCAGAUAUGGACCAAAUGCUCCAAACCCUCCCUAGAAAGGAUCCUGCUCAGGAGGAAAGGAAAAAUGGAGGACACUCCCAACAUGAGAAGCUCCAAAACACGCCUGGAAACAAAUGUCAGCCCAUGCUUCUCUUAGUCCUGCUCCACAUAGAGGACAUGAUGGAAUUCCUUCCUGGGAAGAAGCUGGGGGGAUAGAAUGUAGGUCCUGGAAAAGGAGGACGCCUUGCAGGGAAGAUGGAGGAUACUUGGGGCCCCCCUUUGUGAGGGAUGGAGGGAAUGAUGGCACCCAGUUUGCCUAGCUAGCAACCGAGGUGGGGCCAAGGAGGACCCAGUGGGAUCUCAUACACAACACACACAGAGCCAGGGAUGCAUUAGAUCCUGGGGUGAAAAGAGGAGGGAUGUCUCUCCUCUCUGAUUUUGCAGCCUCUAAAGGCCUUUUGUGGCCUGAAAAAAUGGGGUCUUUCUUACAUCCACUCUUUCCUCCUCCUUCUCCUCUACUUCUUCUCCUCCUCUUCCUUCUUUUUCUCCUCCUCCUCCUCUUCUUCUGUUCCUCCUCCUCUUCCUUCCCUUCCUCCCCCUCCAAAUUUCUUGACUUUAAAAGGAUGGUCCUCUAAGAUGGGCUCAGGCUUGCCAAGCAAGGGAGAGCUUUCCUGGGGUAGCCCUUGCCUUCCUGCCUGCUGCUCCUGCUUCUGAUGCACCGGAUUUCCUCUGUGGCGUGUCGGGGAAUGCCUUCUCAGUGGCGACAGACAAGGUUACAGGGAAGCUGAGUUCUACUCUCUCAUGGGUGAAGAACACUGUCAGUCAAAUGGCCAGCCAGGUGGCAAGUCCAUCUGCCUCAUUACACACUACAUCCUCCUCUACCACACUCUCCACUCCAGCAUUGUCUCCGUUGUCUCCAGCAGAAUUGAGUCCCUAUGACUUAGAGCUACUGGCCAAAUUAGAAGAGCAAAAUAGAUUAUUGGAAACUGACAGCAAAUCACUGCGAUCAGUAAAUGGGUCAAGAAGAAACAGUGGCUCCUCACUCAUAUCUAGUUCAUCAGCUUCUAGCAAUCUCAGCCAUCUAGAAGAAGAUACCUGGAUCCUUUGGGGGAGAAUUGUAAAUGAGUGGGAAGAUGUGCGUAGAAAGAAAGAGAAACAAGUUAAGGAACUGGUUCGAAAAGGGAUACCUCAUCACUUCCGAGCAAUAGUUUGGCAGCUUUUGUGCUCAGCUCAAAAUAUGCCAAUUAAGGAGCAAUAUUCAGAACUCUUAAAAAUGACUUCACCCUCUGAAAAACUUAUAAGAAGGGACAUUGCUAGAACAUACCCUGAACAUGAGUUUUUUAAAGAAAAGGACAGCCUUGGACAAGAGGUUUUAUUUAAUGUAAUGAAGGCAUACUCUUUAGUGGACCGUGAAGUUGGUUAUUGCCAAGGAAGUGCUUUUAUUGUUGGUUUGCUUCUUAUGCAGAUGCCUGAGGAGGAAGCAUUUUGUGUGUUCGUCACGUUAAUGCAAGAUUAUCGCCUUAGAGAACUCUUCAAGCCAAGUAUGGCUGAACUGGGCCUUUGCAUGUAUCAGUUUGAAUGCAUGAUACAGGAGCAGCUACCAGAGCUUUAUGUGCAUUUCCAGGCCCAGAGUUUUCAUACUUCUAUGUAUGCAUCUUCCUGGUUCUUAACUAUCUUUCUGACAUCUUUCCCACUGUCUACUGCAACAAGAAUAUUUGAUAUAUUUAUGUCUGAGGGUUUAGAGAUCGUUUUUCGGGUUGGUUUAGCGCUGCUACAGAUGAAUCAAGCAGAAUUAAUGCAGCUCGACAUGGAAGGAAUGUUACAGCACUUUCAGAAGGUUGUACCACAUCAGUUUGAUGCCGGGCCAGACAAAUUAAUUCAAGCAGCAUACCAGGUCAAAUACAAUGCUAAAAAGAUGAAGAAGUUAGAAAAAGAAUAUACUACUAUAAAAACAAAGGAAAUGGAAGAACAAGUUGAAAUUAAGAGAUUACGGACAGAAAACAGACUUUUAAAACAGAGAAUUGAAACGCUAGAAAAAGAAAGUGCUUCCUUGGCAGAUAGAUUGAUACAGGGACAAGUGACAAGGGCCCAGGAGGCUGAGGAAAACUACCUCAUAAAACGGGAGCUGGCCACUAUCAAACAGCAGAGUGAUGAGGCUGUUACUAAACUGGAGCAAGCUGAGAAUACCAUCAGGGAGCUCCAAGAGCAGCAACAAUGGCACAAGUGCAGUACCCGUUACAGUGAAGAUUUUGUGCUACAGUUGGAAAAAGAGCUGGUACAGGCAAGACUGAGUGAAGCUGAAUCCCACUGUGCUAUGAAAGAAAUGCAAGAUAAAGUUCUUGAGAUGGAAAAGAAGAAUAGCUCUUUCCCUGAUGAGAAUAAUAUUGCUAGGCUUCAAGAAGAAUUGAUUGCUGUGAAGCUAAGAGAGGCAGAAGCUCUGAUGGGCCUAAAAGAACUUAGACAACAAGUUAAAGAUUUGGAGGAGCACUGGCAGCGCCAUCUAGUUCGCACUACAGGAAGAUGGAAAGAUCCACCUAAAAAGAAUGCUGUAAAUGAACUGCAAGAUGAACUAAUGACAGUUAGACUCCGAGAAGCAGAAACUCAAGCAGAGUUGAAAGAGGUAAAACAAAGGAUGAUGGAAAUGGAAACACAGAGCCAGAUAAAUAGUAACCAUUUGCGGAGGGCAGAGCAAGAGAUCAGCAGUCUUCAAGGGAAAGUACACUAUCUCUCUGCACAAAACAAAGGGCUUCUGUCUCAGCUAACUGAAUCCAAGCGAAAGCAAGCAGAGAUUGAAUGCAAGAAUAAGGAAGAAGUGAUGGCUGUAAGACUCCGAGAGGCAGACAGCAUAGCAGCUGUAGCAGAACUCCAGCAGCAUAUUGCAGAACUAGAAAUUCAGAAAGAAGAAGGGAAAUUUCAGGGGCAGCUUAAUUAUUCCGACUCUAGUCAGUAUAUUAGAGAAUUGAAAGAUCAGAUAGCGGAACUUAAUCAUGAGAUCAGAUGCCUAAAAGGCAAGACAAGCUUCUCAAGCCCACACACUUUUGAUGGGAUUCAUAUCGUCAACCACUUGUUAGGAGAUGAUGAGUCAUUGCAUUCAUCGGAUGAAGAUUUGAUAUCAAACCACAAUCAAGAGCUUAGAGUUCCCCUUCACUUGCACAAGAGGACUGAUCAGAUGGACUUGAGUCCUGCUGCAGUAGACAGCAGUGACAGUGAUACUGAAAACACUGAAGCAUCAGACACAAUCACUAAGAAGAAAAAUAACCAAAAAAGAGCGGAGUCUUAUUCUACUACGGUUUGAAUGCUGUGGCUGACAUUGGCCUUCAUUCUGUAACAACUUACUCCAUGUUCAAGUGAGUUAGCAUUCAGCUCUUGGACUGCUGGUCUCUUCCAUCUUACCUGACGCAUGAUGUGUAUGCAUCUUACUAUCUGCCUCUGUAUUUGCCAAAUCUUUCUCCCAGUGUCUUGGUUGUCAUAGAGUAGACUGGGAAGGGUUUGGACGGAUGACAACUUUAACAGUAUUAAUUACUACUUCCUGUAUGCUUCUCAUGCUAGAAAAAGCACAGUCACACUUUCUUCCUACUCAAGAACUGUAAUGCAGUUUGUAAACAUGGGGAAACCUUACUUUUCAGAAGAAGCUGUUCUUGUGCAAUAUUUUUAUGCUCUGUGAAGACAUGUGUGCUUUUAACAUAAACAAUUUGUGAUCAACAUGGGAGUAUGCAAGUUGGGUGUAUCAGAUAUAGCAUAUAUCUGAGUAUCUAGAGUGUCUUAUUUUUAAUUAAAUUAAUUUCUAUUAUGGGAGACCACCAAAGUUUCCAAUCUAAAGCCUUUACUUGUGCUAUUUUAUACAAUAAUUGUCACACUUGGUUAUAAAGGAUAAAAAAUAUCCCUUUUGUUAACUUUUAUGUGCAUCAGCUUUUGAUGUGUUGCUCAUGUACCUGAUCAAAGUAUAUUAACUACAAAUAAUAUCUAUUUUGUAUAUAUUUAUAUUUCUCUGCCCCUGCAUAAAAAUGUAUAUUGACUUUUAUAUGGGAAGUAUGAAUGUAGCAAUAUGACUGGUCUUUGUAUUUUAAAAGUAAAAUGAAAUUCUGUGUAAGCAAGUAAAUUUUGGAAUUGUUUUUGAGGAAAAUGGUGAAACACUAAUUCUCGGUUACAUACUUUUGGCUUACCAAAUGACCCACAGAUUCAUGUCCUCCUGAAAUGUAUUCCAAAUGACACUAUUGACUGAUAUUUUAACUUUGUGUAUAUGUAACUGUAUAAUAAAUAUUUUUCAUGAUUUAACAAA